CUUUGGCCGUGCCGUGCCGUCACUGCGAACGCUCGUAGCUCAGCCAUGACGAGUCGGGGCAGGGGCAGACCGCCAGCAUGGGACAGUGUCCUCGGGUACCGCAACAAGGCUCUGUUGGCGCCUGUCCAGCACUGGGAGCGGCAAUGGGUCUCCCCCGCAGGAUGUACGACUGCCUACAAGGUCCUCAAGUGGGUCAUGGUCGCCUCUGCCGACACGGAGCAAGAGGAGGCCAAGCUGGCCGAUGCGGCGACGGUGGCAGAGCAUGCAGAGACGGAAGCAGUCGCCAAGCGGAAAGUAGAAGCCGAGAGGGCAGAGGCAGAAGCGAGAGAGGCCGCCGCACCGAACAUGUCGCUGCUCUCGACCAUCCAGCCCCCCAAGGAGAACGGACUGCCUGCUUCGACAGGCGCAGGCAACCAGCCUAGCGUUGCCCCGACGGCGGAGGGCACCCCACUCGUAGACGUCGCCGCUGCUGCUGCUGCUGCUGCUGCUGCUCUUACUCCAAGCGGCACAGCUACGCCCACACUCUCAGACGCAACAGAUCCAUCGCAACGUACCAUUGGCGUAGUGGAGACUGCCGCGCAACUCAGGCAUCCGCUCGCACAGGCCCUCGUGGUCUCUGAAGAUCAGACAGCCGAUGUCACUGCAGCAGAGGCAAUGCCCGUCGAGGCCGAUGUGCCGAUGACAGAAGCGACAGGUGACGCUUUUCCGGCUCAUCUGCACACUGCGGUCAAGCCGGCAGAGCUGCCGCCACAAUGAACGGUCUCCUCGGUAUAUGUUGUAGCAUCUUGCACGGGCUUGGUACAACAGAAACACCCCACAGACCGGCUCCACGUCGAGUCAGAUAUCCAUACCCAUGUCAUAAGGCGUCAUAUUGCCCUGCAUACCAAUCGGGCCGCAUUUGAGUGACUUGGCCAUCGACUUUUGAUGCAGACUGUCUAGCUCGCUCGACCAGCUAUGCAGCGCUCCAUAUCGGCGAGCAUCGACGGCAGCCCUCUUGUCAAGCGUGAGACGCUGAGUGACCUGAUCGAU
Molecule: messenger RNA, 1029 nt
Organism: Mixia osmundae IAM 14324
Lineage: Eukaryota; Fungi; Basidiomycota; Mixiomycetes; Mixiales; Mixiaceae
Exons: 3
Coding region: 46-756 (236 amino acids)
Source: RefSeq, a predicted model, not a curated record